AAAAUAUUUAUAACUUAUUACAGAAAAUGUUUGUUAAAAUAAAUACAUUGUUUUUAUUUUUCAUAUUGUUUUUAAUUCACACCAAACAUGGAAACUGUGUUGACGUGAACACUACAUCGGGUGUAGUGAGGGGACAGACAGUUCACAUAUUAGACACAAAUAUUGAUCAAUUUUUGAACAUACCGUAUGCGGUACCUCCUCUUGGGGAACUCCGAUUUGCUAAACCAGUGCCUAUUACUAAGCCAUCGCCUCGAAGACUGUUUGGUACUAAACGUGUGGACAUCGGGUUUGGGAGACUUGAAACCCGUUAUGUUUUAUAUACACGGAGGGGGUCUGAGUAGUGGAUCCAGUUUUGAGGAGGAAUAUAAUGGCACUGUUUUGGCCACACAUGAUGUGGUCAUUGUGUCCACAAAUUACAGGUUAGGGUCGUUAGGAUUCUUGUAUGGGGGCCGGGAGGACGCGCCCGGAAAUGUAGGCUUUUAUGACCAGUUGUUGGCUCUUAAAUGGGUAAGAGAUAACAUCCAUGCAUUUGGUGGGGAUAGGGAUCAGAUCACUAUAUUUGGUGAGAGCGCCGGCAGUUGGUCCGUAUCAGCGCACAUAUUGUCUCCCCUAUCAAAGGGUCUGUUUAAGAGGGCUAUUAUGGAAAGCGGUGCCCAUUUGUACAACAAGGACAGGGAUGUGCUCAACACCACUGAGGCAGUACUUGAGGCCAAACAAGUGGCACGACUUCUCAAUUGUAGUGAAUCUGAGGAUUGGUUGAAGUGUUUACGAAAAGCCGACGGAAUGGCUGUAAUCAACUUAGACAACGGGCUGACAAUCCCGGUGUUGGGCACAGAGUUUCUGCCCAUUUCUGCACAAAAAGCAUUUGAGACUAAAAAGUUUAAUUCAGUCCUCAAGUGUCCGACAUAUCUGUUCGCCAAACAGUUCGCCAUAACUGUGAAGGAGUGGCAAAGGGUUUACUUUUAUGAACUUCUUUACGGAAGUAAAAGAUUUUCCCAAAUCAUUGGUUGCGAUCAGAAAACUGAAGGUAUCUGUCAUGCGGAGGACAUACCGUUUGUAUUUGGUUUACCCUAUAUUCAUGAGAAAGACUACGAACCCGAGGAUAUGUUUUUCAGUCGAGAAGUCAUGAAAAUGUGGACUAAGUUUGCGAAAGACGGACAUCAGGACGAGGAAUGGCCACAAUUACUGAAUAACGAUGGCGUGGAUGGCGUUCCCCUUGUGAAAGGUAUCAGUGCCGAGACAGUAGACGUCAAGACCAGCUCCGGUACUGUAAGGGGACAGACUAUCGUCGAACUCGACAAAAAACUCAAUCAAUUCUAUGGCAUACCAUUCGCUGAGCCACCGGUCGGUGCCCUGAGAUUUGCCAAACCAAUGCCUAUUGCAAAGCCUUCACCGGAUAUUAUCGAUGCAACCAAAAAGAAGACCUCCUGUUUGGGUGGGGAUCAGCCCACCUCUGAAAACUGUCUAUACGUCAACAUAUGGGCGCCCAAUAACAUCACAACUUUAAAACCUGUUAUGUUUUGGAUAUAUGGCGGGGGUUUCAGAGUGGGCUCUAUAUUCUCGGACAUGUAUAACGGCAAGUCAUUGGCCUCCUAUGAUGUCGUGUAUGUGGCCGUGGAUUACAGGUUGGGUUCGUUGGGCUUCCUAUACGGUGGCGAUGAUGAGAAGACCCCCGGAAAUCUGGGACUUUUGGAUCAACUCGAAGGACUUAAAUGGGUGCAAGAAAACAUCCACGCGUUUGGAGGCGAUAAGGAUAGGGUAACGAUAUUCGGUUGCAGCGCCGGUAGUAUCGCCACAUCAGCUCUGGUAUUGUCUCCACUGGCGAAAGGGCUGUUCGCGAGGGCUAUACUGGAGUCAGGCGCUCAGCUCUAUAGCUGGAAGAGUCUGACCCCCGGUCAGGUCUACUAUACGAAGGAACAGGCAUUAGCCGAGGCCAAGGAAAUGGCCAAACAUUUCAAGUGUACGGACGAUAAGACGUGGUUAGAGUGCCUGCGAAAGGUUGACGCGAAUAAGAUCCAUGACUACGGGGCUCUAACCGUCGGUGCAAUGGUUGGCAACGCCUUUAUGCCACUCAAUGCUCAGGAGGCCUUCAAACAGGGAAAGUAUAAUAAAGACGUGGAUCUGAUCGCUGGUAUUGUCCGCAAUGAGGGUUCACUUCUUGCGCACCAACUCAAAGGCAAUGCAACCGAACAGACAUUUAUCAAUGAAGUUAAGAGUCUUAUAAAAGAUCCCGAUUUGGAGGCAAUUAAAGAGUUUUAUCUCAAAGAUAUCAAAUCUGGCAACCAAUCAGCCUAUCGGUGGGCUUAUUAUGAUUUUUACGGUGAUAUCAAUUUGAAGUGCAAUACAUAUCUGUUUGCCAAACAAGUGGCCCAACACUCGACCACAAGGAAUGUCUACUUCUAUGAACUCACGUAUCAAAGUGGCGGACAUUUCUCUGGUUGCGAUGAGAAGACAAUGGGUAUAUGCCAUGGAUCUGAUCUCGAGUUCGUGUUCUACAGGACCGGUUCCAACCCUAAGCUCGACAUACCUUUCAGUAAGGAAUGGAUGAGUUAUUGGACUAAUUUCGCCAAAACUGGUGUUCCGACGACUGACGCCAAAUGGCCUAAACUUGUGAACAAAGCCGAAGAAUACAAGAUAUCGAGGGUUAAGGACAUGAAUCCAUACGACUUCAGCAAAACACUUGUCGAUCCUUUUAAGAAGAUUUGCGAUGAGUUUUGGGGAAAAUAUUUUGAAUAAUAACUUGAUAUAUGUUAAUAAAUAUUCG
Messenger RNA from Oppiella nova, 2764 nucleotides. NCBI's taxonomy places the organism in Eukaryota, Metazoa, Arthropoda, Arachnida, Sarcoptiformes, Oppiidae. The record is from the annotation of a GenBank genome assembly.